UAAAAUAAUUUAUACAGGUAUUCCAUAGUAUGGUAGCUGCUGCGUUCUGUCGCAAUAAAGGCAACCAUCGUAACUCCAUAAUGAACCUGUAGUGUGGUUCAUACCGGUGUAAUGCCGGGGCAUGCAUGAGUAAUUCAUGCAUUAAUUUUAAACAAAAAUGCCUUAAUACUCAGUCACCCCACCUGUUCACCGGAGCGUAUCUCCCUAAAACGGCGAAUCUAUUCAUUGUCCGUUUGUUUAUUCACAUACUCACAUUAUUAGUUGUAACUCUAGCGUUUUGACCACAUUUCUCCGUGUCGCAUUACAUUCAGUCCGUGUGCUUUGUUUUUCAAUUUUAUUUAAAGUUGAAUAAAAACAUGUGCAAAAAUGAAACAAGUGCUAAAGUGCUCUUUGGAUGUUUUAAUACAAUAUUUUUUGUAAGUAUUAUUAUGAGUUUAGUAUGACCGGCGCACGCGGCCGGUAUUUACUUGUUGCUAUAAUUAUUAUUGAAGUGCCCAAGUUUAUUGUGCUAUUACGUUCUGUAGGCAUGCGGUUUCGUAGAAGUAGUGUGUGGUCUUCUGUUGCUCUGUGACUCUAAGAGAAUACUCCUGUCACGCUUGCUGGCAGCGCCUGAUGGGGACCUGAUACAUCCGCCAUUCUACUACUUGGCCCUAGCGCUGCUGGCAGCAGGACUGGCCAUGUGUGCGACUGCUGCCCUGGGCUGCUGGGCCACUUGCAUGCCGGGAUACGCUGUACUUAGUAUCUAUUUCAUGGUGGUGCUAGCGUUGCUACUAUGCGAGAGUGCUGGUGGCGUCAUAGCAGCUAUAUGGCCGCGCUGCCUCGGCCUGCAGAGUUCCCGAGGCGGGGCCGUCGGCGCACUGCAGACUUAUUACGCUUUACCAGAUUUCGAACAUUUCACUGCUGCCGUUGAUUUAGCGCAGACUGAGUUGGAGUGCUGCGGCAUGACAGACGCCCGCAACUACGACAUGUCGGCGUGGCAGCUGCGGCGGCUGGGCCCGCGCGGCAUGUCCGUGCCGCUCAGCUGCUGCGUGCAGGACCGCGAGCGCGCGUCCUAUCUCAACCCCGCGCCCGUCAACGCCUCUCGAUGUCAAGAAGUACAGCCCAACCCCACCUUCAGAUAUGUACCGGGUUGCCUCGGACCUUUAGAAGACUGGUAUCAACAACAGUAUUUAAUUCUAAUGCUGGGGUUGUUCAUCGUGGCUUUAUUCAAACUAGGAGUUCUACUAAGCACGAUAUUUUCCUGUAUUCGACUGAGAAGACGCAAACAAAUACUGCAGACGUUCUCCAUGAAGUCUUUAGAUAAUAACACGAACGAGAACAUUUAUGAAAGUAAGCUGAGUGCAGUACACGACGAGCCAAUCACUGCGAAGUAUACACAGCCGAACAAUUUCUACAGCCCCAGAAUACGGAACCCGAGAAUUUUUCACAACCGACCCAAUGAGGUCGUAUGAGAAUUAGCCUCGGAGAUAAAUGCUUUAGAGAGGAAGCUGGAGAGAUUUUCAGACUAUUUGUAUAAGCACCAAGCUGACUCCAUCAUGUGGUGACAAAGCUAUACACUCAAUAGUAAACAUUUUAAAUGUCUGUCAGUAAAAUAAUAGUACGAAGUAUGUGCCAUAAGUAGAACAUUUUCAAGUAUUUUAAUAAAAUGUUUAGUGUUGCUUUCCACUCGCUUUACUCUCUAAAGCACUUACUCCGGCUUCAUGUUAUCGUAUGUGUUCGUUAGUUUGUAUAAGGUUAAAAAUAAAUAAAACACAGUCACUCAA
This is a messenger RNA of Trichoplusia ni (cabbage looper), 1763 nucleotides long. RefSeq lists its product as uncharacterized. Lineage: Eukaryota; Metazoa; Arthropoda; Insecta; Lepidoptera; Noctuidae. The transcript has 4 exons. Gene Ontology annotation, cellular component: membrane. The coding region runs from base 678 to 1451 and encodes 257 amino acids. The record is from RefSeq and is a predicted model, not a curated record.